Molecule: messenger RNA, 1217 nt
Organism: Aplosporella prunicola CBS 121167
Lineage: Eukaryota; Fungi; Ascomycota; Dothideomycetes; Botryosphaeriales; Aplosporellaceae
Product: glycoside hydrolase family 93 protein
Exons: 2
Coding region: 1-1146 (381 amino acids)
Source: RefSeq, a predicted model, not a curated record
AUGCGUGCCGCCGUCAUCUCCGCAUUUGCUGUUUUCGCGCAUUUGGCGCAGGCCUUUACUAAUGUUACCAUUUUUGCUCCUCCCUCCAACUACACCAUUCCUCGGACGCUCUAUGCUAGAACAUUGCUUUUGAAUCAGAAUUGCGAGAAGGACAACGUUCUACUUGCGACAUGGGAGAACUACUCUCCCGAGAAGCCCUGGUUUCCAAUUUACCAAUCGGAUGACCUGGGUGAGAACUGGCAUGAGAUAUCGCGCGUCUACGACCAAGUCAAUGGCUGGGGUCUGCGUUACCAGCCCCAUCUCUACGAGCUACCGCAAGCAAUUGGCAACUUUUCUGCUGGCACCAUCCUGCUUGCCGGAAACUCUAUCCCCCAGGAUCUGUCUGAGACCAAGAUUGACCUCUACGCCAGUACAGAUAAAGGAAAAACUUGGAAAUUCAUCUCCUCCAUUGCUAGGGGUGGAGAGGCUCUUCCGAACAACGGCCUCACGCCUAUCUGGGAGCCCUAUAUGAUGGUGUACCAGGACAAGCUCAUCAUGUACUACUCUGACCAGCGAGACCCAAAGCAUGGGCAGAAGCUGGUGCACCAAGUCUCCAGCGACCUUCUGCACUGGGACGACCCAGUCGACGACGUCGCGUACAGCACCUACGAUUGGCGACCAGGCAUGCCGGUCGUCGUGGAGUUGCCGCUGGGCCAGUACAUCAUGACGUAUGAGUUCUACGGCGCCGAGGAAGUCGACUUCGCCGUCUACUACCGCAUCUCGCAGGACCCGCUCAACUUCAACGCCAGCGAAGGUAACGUCCUGCGCGCGACGGACGGAACUGUGCCCCGCGGCUCGCCGUUCGUCGUCUGGGCCGAUGUGGGCGGCCCUCUCGGCACUAUCGCUGUCUCUGAUGGCAACAACCCCCAGAUCUUCCUCAAUCACAACCUUGGAGCUCCGGGAGCGUGGACUAAGAUUGCUACCCCUGCGGGUGUGUCGUACACCAGGGAGCUCAAGGUUUUGCCAGACCAGAAGACAGUCUUGAUUACCGGUGGAGGCGUGCUUAAGGGGUCCGAUAACAGGGUCACUACGAGCACUGUCGAUAUUGAUGUUGUGGCGCCGGCUUAUGCAAGAUGUAGCAAGCGGAGGCGCAACUGGGAUGCUUGAAAGAAAGGUGCGCUGUGUACUGGAGAAGGAGCAUGAAGGCUUUAGUAGCCUAGUCACUGUUGUGUGAAGAU